Molecule: messenger RNA, 639 nt
Organism: Malassezia pachydermatis
Lineage: Eukaryota; Fungi; Basidiomycota; Malasseziomycetes; Malasseziales; Malasseziaceae
Product: fad synthase
Exons: 2
Coding region: 1-639 (212 amino acids)
Biological process (GO): FAD biosynthetic process
Molecular function (GO): FMN adenylyltransferase activity
Source: RefSeq, a predicted model, not a curated record
AUGCCGGGAGGGCCUUCGUCCGCAUGGCUUCAUUCCAUUGAUGCGACCUAUGAGCUAGUGGAAGUACCGGAAGUCCGGGAGAAAUAUCCCGUGUUGGCACAGAAAGUGGCGGCUACGAUUACCGCGUGUGAAGAAGCACUUCGUGACUAUGGGUGGCAUCACUGUGCUCUCAGCUUCAAUGGCGGCAAAGAUUGCACCGUGCUUGCGCAUAUCCUUACAGCGGUGCUGCGCCGAUUAAAUGGAUGUGAGUCGCACCAGUCUGUGCCCACCAUUGAGUCCCUGUAUGUGGCCUGUUCGCAGCCGUUUACAGAGGUUGAGCAAUUUAUUGAGUAUGCCGCGUCUGAGGAGACAGGCUACCACCUCAUACUUCAUACGACGAAAGGCGAUCUAAAAACUGCGCUUACUGAGUACAAAGAAGGUGAGAAGGGAAAAGACAUUACUGCCAUCUUUAUUGGCGUGCGACGUGACGAUCCGCAGGGUUCAACGAUUCAUGUUCGAUCGAAAUGCGAUCCAUCGUGGCCGCCCAUCAUGCGUAUUCACCCGCUGCUGGAUUGGGAGUACGAAGAUGUAUGGGCCUUCCUGCGGUGCCCUCAUUUGCGGGUCGGCGCGACUUCCUCCCAUGUACCAUCGACGGCUUAA